CUCGAUCCCAACAUUUGAUACGAUUGGAAUGCGUCUAUGGCUACACAAGCCUGCAGAGAGCUCAAGGCAUAUUCCAGAGUUCCUCCGAGCUUGUUCAGUCGAGUCCGCAUCCGUAGCCGCAGGCCGGCCAUAGUUUCUGCUUCCCCCCUUGCUUUCCGUUCUCCUGUUCUCCUCCAUUCCCACCCUCUUCCUGACCACUAGCCAUCUCCAUGCCGACCACACAAUCUAGCUGUACAAGCUGAGGAUGUAUCUGAAGGUGCGGGCGAGCAUUGCCCACGCACACCACCCCGUUAUAACCACGAUGAAUACGCGCAAGUACGCGAGGGUUUUUCUGACGUCGUCCGUGGCAGCCUUCAGGCUAUCGACACAUUGCGCGGUAACGGUGGCGGUAGCCUCGCGACAUCCAACAAGUACUUCGUGGACGUCCUUCGUAACGGUGUUGAGGGUCCUAUCGCUCUGUCUUGUGAGUACGUCGGCGUCCUGCUUCAAUUCUGUGGCGAUCAUGUUGAUGUCUUCUGUAAUCGCGUCGAGUGCUUUCUCCACAGGUGCAACCAGUGGAGCGAUGUCGACUAAGGUUGCCCAAGACAUGGUGGCCUGAAACACUGUUUUGUUGUCACCAAAGAGAGCUACUAGUGGUACGAGUACUUACUAUCCUCAGCUUCAAAUAUGCCUGAGCCUCCUUGCUAAACGAGCACGCUGAUCAGCUGCCCACUCAUCUCACUGCUGGGAGAGUUUCAUGAACCCUGCUUCGCGAAACGUCUCUGACAUCUGUCCAAAUUCAACG
Rhodofomes roseus is the source of this 784-nucleotide messenger RNA. RefSeq lists its product as uncharacterized. The annotation marks the transcript as partial. The record is from RefSeq and is a predicted model, not a curated record. The transcript has 4 exons. Lineage: Eukaryota; Fungi; Basidiomycota; Agaricomycetes; Polyporales; Fomitopsidaceae.